Puccinia graminis f. sp. tritici CRL 75-36-700-3 is the source of this 1822-nucleotide messenger RNA. RefSeq lists its product as uncharacterized. The transcript has 4 exons. Bases 321 to 1325 code for a protein of 334 amino acids. The record is from RefSeq and is a predicted model, not a curated record. Lineage: Eukaryota; Fungi; Basidiomycota; Pucciniomycetes; Pucciniales; Pucciniaceae.
AAGACGUGAUGCACGCUGAAAGUUGCUGAUCGACGGCUUGAUCUUUCGAUGGGGUUGACUCACCCACAAGCAAAACGCCUAUAAAAUGAUCGUCUUGGUCCGCUUGCCAUCAGCGACCAGUUCAUUCCUCAACAGCAUUGAGUGUUUCUAGCUAGUAUACCUCCAGUUUCCGAAGUCAUUUCACCAUUGUCUGUCUUGAACGCCUAUCCGUGUGCAAAGCCUAUUUAGGAGAGAAAAGCAAUCUUCUUUGCUGUUAUCAAGUCACUCCUUCGCUUUCCAGAAUAGAAAAAUCAAACGAAAAGCCAAGCUAAAAUCAGAAGAUGACCAAUUGGAUGCAGCUAUUUGGUGUGACCUUGAUUCUGGUUCACAUCUGCAUUAGUUCAGGAUCAGCUACGCGUGUUGCCGGGGCACGCGUAUUUGACGAUAGCGAAUUUCGCCGCGUUCCCGAAUCACAGAGCCGCCGGAAAACUCGGCGGAUGAUGAUGGGCUUAGGGUCAGAGAUGGGCUGGGAGUAUGGCGUUAAAACCGGCCCGGGCAACUCUCAUCUCAAACGCGGCGAAUCGCUGGCAUCGGGAAAACCCGUAUCAAAGUCGGACUCUUUCCGCGAUUCAGUGAUUGUGCUGAGGAAUCACAAGAGAUCGGUCGGUCAACCAGCAUCCGGUCCGGCGGCAGGAAGUAGUAAAUCGAAGUCGGACUCGUUUCGGGAUUCGGUCAUUGUCCUGAGGAAUCAUAAGAGAUCGGUCUCUCAAGCAGCAUCCGGUCCGGCAACGGCAGGCAGCAAAUCGAAGUCGGACUCAUUUCGCGAUUCAGUCAUCGUGCUGAGGAACCACAAGAGAUCAGACGGACAGGAUGCUCUGCCGCGGAGCGACGCACGCCAGCCAGAUAUUGUUCUGAAGGACAGUAGAAUGUCGCAGGCCCCCACCUCCAACUUAGCUGUGCGCAAUCCUACAAGUGUGCUUAAGCAGCAUAAGCGAUCUGGACCUGCUUCUCCAAGACCCUCGGUUUCUGAUUCUUCGAUUGUGCUCAAAAGCCAGCAGCAACCGGCAAACACCGCUGCUUCCCAAUCAUCCGUACAAGAUUCAACGAUUGUAUUGAGGAACCACAAAAGAGCGGAAGAAGGAGAAGGAGCCCCUCAGCCAAAGAUUGUGCUGAUGGACCCCAAUGCAUCAAAGGGUGACUCUGUUUCCGAGAGAGCGUUGCGCGGCCCAAAUGAUAAAUCAUCGGGAUCCACACCUUCAGGCUCAGCAUCCAAUGUAUCGGGCUCGGUCAUCGUGCUGAAAAAAGAACAGCUCUCGCAGGAUCCCCAGCAGAGCUCGGGAAAUUGAAGCGAUCCUGAGCAUUAGCCGACGAAAACAAACGACGCUUUCAAAUGCCGCAGAAAUUCGGACAUCCUUCGAUGGAGGAACGAAUGAAAAAACGACUUCGAAUUUAUUUUCCAAAAACACCUUGGUCUCAGAGCAUGCAUAUUAUAUGUCUCUCGGACUGAUUUCCAUCCAAUUUAUAGCAACAGUAGCAGAGAGCCCUUUGUGAAUGUAGUCCUUUUUAUUAGAUCUCUAGCCCUACUAAUUGAAAGACGUGCUGGUUCAUCACCCGUUUCACAAUCUUAUUUUCUUUUAUAACUCUGAGAAAUAAUCCCAACUGUACCUACUUGACAAUUCUUCCCCCGAGAUUCCGGUAGCAUUUCAACUUGAUCUGGAGGCAAAAUAAAAUCCUCAUAUUUUAAAACAAAUUAUCGAAACAAAGUAAUACAAGUCUACUCUAUUCCACAGAACGCGGCAAAACCAAGAGGGUGAAAGUUGAUCUGACCCAAUCCACCUUCUUC